GGACAUCAUUUCCGUUUUCAAAGACCAAAUUCGUUCGUUAUUCGUCCAAAGCUGUGUUCAACUUGUUUGACAACAGGAUAAACAUUCAGGAUAUAUAUAAAUAUUCCGCGUCGGAAGACUUCGCUGCUCCACCCCUGGUGGUGACCCUGUUUUUGAGGAAGUGACCGUUGGGAAAGAGGACUGUAAUGCAAGAACUGAACGAGCACACGACAGUUGAUAAACCAGAGCAGGUCAAUGAUCUACAGAUUUGAACUGUGCAGUCUAAUGAAAUGACCGACACAACACACAGCAGAACUGCAGGAUGCUUCUCCAGACGAACAGACAGUCCCUUCAAUCUCCACUCAAAACCUUCUGUGUUUUGGUCGUCCAUUUUCUCCGAACACACUCUUGUAAAGGUCAGUCCCAGUUAAUUGGUUCAUCUCAGCCAAUAGUGGCAACAGUUGGUGAUGACAUCAUUUUGCCAUGUCAUCUGGAACCUGCCAUGGAUGUUGCUGCCAUGACACUGGAGUGGACCAGAUCUGACUCGGACCCCAUAAAUGUCCAUGUGUGUCGUGCUGGUCAGGACCUCACACAUGUUAAACAUCCAUCUUACAGGGGACGGACAUCACUGUUCACUGAUGAGUUGAAACAGGGAAACAUUUCACUGAAACUCUCUAAAGUGAAACUUUCUGAUGGGGGAAAAUACAAAUGUAACAUUCCAACACUCAAUCAACAAUCUUCUGUUGAACUAUUUGUUGCAUCAGAUGCUGCCUCCUCACCUGUCAUCAGUGUGGUGUUACAGUGUGAGUCUAAAGGCUGGCAUCCAGAGCCUGAGGUGUUUUGGUUGGACGGUGAGGGAAACCUCCUCUCUGCUGGACGUAAAGAGACAGUCAGAGGUCCUGAUGACCUCUAUACUGUCAGCAGCAGAGUGACUGUAGAGAAGAGACACAACAACAACUUCACCUGUAGAGUCCAACAGAACAACAUCAACCAGACCAGAGAGACACACGUUAUUGUUCCAGAUGAUUUCUUUAAGGUCCAGUCCAGUUCUUCUCCUGUCACAGUUGGUUUGGUUGUUUGCCUCGUGUUAAUUGUUGCAGCUGCAGUUUUCUUUUUUGGGUGGAAAUGGAGACAAAACAUGAUCAAGACCAAGAGAAGCCGCAGAGAUGAAACUGAAGGAGGAAGUAAGAACGUUUCUAAAAGUAAUGACACUCAAAUGCAGCCUCUAAAUGCAGCAGGAACAGAAGGAGAAACAGUAUAUCCAACAGUGUCAGCAGAGAACAAGAUUAAAGUCUUACAAGAUGAAGUCAACAAGCUCCGGGAUGAAAAGAAGAGCCUGGACACCAAGAAAAAUGAGUUGGAGGAGCAACUCAGGAAUGAGGAGCAGAGGAGGAUUAAUGCUGAGACAGAAGUGGAGACCUUGAAGGAGCAGCUGGAGAAGAAGAACAAGGAGAGAGACACCAGUCCAGCCAGUCAGAGCUCAACCACAGAACACGACGGCACCCAAGAAGGAAGAGAUGUCAGUUCCAGCGACAUGUCCAAUCAGGCUUCCAGCUGACGUCCCUACAGCAGCUGUGGAUCUGAGAAGACGACAGAAUCCAUCACAAUACUGAGGAUAUUAGGAUUCGUUCUCUAUGUUUUCCACAUUGGAUUUGAAACAUCGAUAGAGACCAACUGUUACCCUCACUGGCCAGCAUAAAUCACAAUUUCAUCAAAAUGAAAUGGCCAUGAAAAAGGUUAUCAUCCAUAACACCAAUGAUUAUCCAAAAAUAAUUAAAGAAGAGAAAUCUGAGUCCUUACUAUCAAAGUCUGAGCUUCACAACACAGGUUUUUGGAAGUGUGUAAUGGUUCAAACAAAAGAGAUUUCUGAGGACUGUAGAGGAAGAGUUGUUGAUGCUCACCAGGCUAGAAAGGGUUACAAAACCAUUUGUAAAGAGUUUGGACUCCAACAGUCGACUUUCAGGCAGAUUGUGUACAAAUGGCGGACAUUCAACAUUUUGGUUUUAAUCUCCUCUCGUUGUAUAUUCAUAUACAUAACUGUAUCAUAACUUACAUGUCAUUGAUGUACUGUACAACUCAUUGUUACAUGCUCCCCCCUGCUGGAUAUGAUGUGCAUUACAUUUGACAUUCAACUCAUAAUGUCAUAUGUUCUCUCUCAGGCGGCCGGACCAACAAAGAGGGGGCAGGAAUGAGGCUUGCUCUGUUUUUCCACUUCCCAGCCUUUGUAUGUUACUGUCAUGCUUUAGCUUUUGCCUUUGUUAGUCUUUUGUUUAUUUGGUGGGUCCGCUAGUCCUAUUUUUCACGGCUUUAUUUCUGUUAGGUUUAGUUUUCAUGCUGGUUUAUGUUAGAGAGCAGAGUCCAGAUCCUGAGACCUUUUGUGGGUUGCUCUGGGUGUCUUCCCUUCUGCUCAUCAGCUUUUGAUAGUUGUUGGUUUUUGUUAAUAAAUUGGUUUGACUUUUCUGAUACACCUGACUCUUACAUUAUGUUUGGGCCUUCUUUGAAAUGAGCUGUUUUAGAGGGUUGUAACAUUUAUACUGAUGGCAUUUCUGAGGAGCCCACUUUAUCCUGAGAGAGUUUGCUUAACUGAUAAAAUCAAGAUUGCACAAUA
This is a messenger RNA of Thunnus maccoyii (southern bluefin tuna), 2587 nucleotides long. RefSeq names its product butyrophilin subfamily 3 member A2-like. NCBI's taxonomy places the organism in Eukaryota, Metazoa, Chordata, Actinopteri, Scombriformes, Scombridae. The transcript is spliced from 10 exons. Bases 302 to 1537 code for a protein of 411 amino acids. The record is from RefSeq and is a predicted model, not a curated record.